Messenger RNA from Monoraphidium neglectum, 183 nucleotides. Its product is annotated as 50S ribosomal protein L33. The transcript is spliced from 2 exons. Bases 1 to 183 code for a protein of 60 amino acids. Gene Ontology annotation, molecular function: structural constituent of ribosome. The record is from RefSeq and is a predicted model, not a curated record. Lineage: Eukaryota; Viridiplantae; Chlorophyta; Chlorophyceae; Sphaeropleales; Selenastraceae. Gene Ontology annotation, cellular component: ribosome. Gene Ontology annotation, biological process: translation.
AUGGCCAAGAAGAAGGGUGUGCGCAUUAUCGUGACUAUGGAGUGCACCGAGGCCCGCGGCGAGGGCCUCACGCCGUCGCGCUACACCACGCAGAAGAACCGCCGCAACCACCCGGAGCGCCUGGAGCUCAAGAAGUACAACCCCAACCUGCGCCGCUACACCCUGCACCGCGAGAUCAAGUGA